GCAAAGCGAAUACAGGAGAUUAAGCAUGGGGAGAUCUACUUGUUGCGAUGAAGAUGGUCUGAAGAAAGGUCCGUGGACUCCCGAAGAAGAUGAAAAGCUGGUUCAGUUCAUAAACGACCACGGCCAUGGCAGCUGGAGAGCUUUGCCCAAGCUUGCAGGUCUCAACCGAUGUGGGAAGAGUUGCAGGCUGAGGUGGACCAAUUACUUGAGGCCUGAUAUCAAGAGGGGAAAGUUUUCUCAAGAUGAGGAACAAACAAUCCUCCACUUGCAUUCCAUUCUUGGGAACAAGUGGUCAGCCAUUGCAACACAUCUGCCCGGCCGCACGGAUAACGAGAUCAAGAACUUUUGGAACACCCAUUUGAAGAAAAAGCUGAUUCAAAUGGGGAUCGACCCGAUGACUCAUCAACCCAGAACCGAUAUCUUGGCUAACUUGCCUCAGCUGAUAGCCCUUGCCAGCCUUAAAGAUCUCUUGGAGAACCCGUUGCAGGCCGAGGCUGCUCACAUGGCUAAGCUUCAAUGCCUCCACUUUUUCCUCCAAUCUUCUUCCAUGCCCAACAACUACGGUGGCGCCAUUGCAGACAUGGAAGAAGCAGCUUCUCUCAACUUAUUAAAUCCAACCCAUUUUCCACUUGGAAAUAAUAUUAACGAAACCUCUCAAUCUCAACUGCUCCACUAUCCACCACCACCACCUCAAGUCCCUUUCGGUUUCCAAACAUCUUUGAAUAAUAACGAGAAGAGAACAUCGAUGAACAGCGAUGAGUUGGGGCAGUACUGUUCCAACUUUGUCGUCAGCCACGCAGAUAACCUGACUGAUAACUCAUCGUCCUGGCUUCUUCAAUCGUUAGAGGACCCCCUGGAAACGGCGGCUGCCGCAGCCGAUGCAUCAGUGAGUAAUAUGCCGGGAGACACGAGCAGUGCGUCGAGCUACAACGGCACGGCAGCCGCCUCUCCCUACUGGUCUGAACUCUAUUUCGAUGACUCUAUCAUUCAUGAGAUUAUUUCAUAGUGAGUCUUGAUUUUGAGUGUUGGGAUUCGGAUUUCCCAUUGGUUGUUGUUACUGUAGAUAAAUCUGCACUGCAUUUCAGGCUUUAAUUUUCUAUAUAUAUAUUAUCUGAGUGA
Hibiscus syriacus is the source of this 1119-nucleotide messenger RNA. RefSeq names its product transcription factor MYB93-like. The transcript is spliced from 3 exons. NCBI's taxonomy places the organism in Eukaryota, Viridiplantae, Streptophyta, Magnoliopsida, Malvales, Malvaceae. The record is from RefSeq and is a predicted model, not a curated record. The coding region runs from base 26 to 1006 and encodes 326 amino acids.